AUGACAGAAAAAAAUCGCAAAAAGUCAAAUCUUAAACUGAAAUGGUUCGACGAGAAGGAAAGUAUAUCGGGUGUGCAACAGCUGAAGUCCUCGGUGCAGAAGGGCAUCCGUGCACGUCUUCUGGAGCUGUACCCACAUCUUGACAACUAUAUCGACCAAGUGCUUCCAAAGAAGGAUACAUUCAGAAUUGUUAAAUGCCACGAUCACAUUGAGAUUAUGGUGAACAGCGCUGGUGAGCUGUUAUUCUUCAGACAUCGCGAGGGUCCUUGGAUGCCUACUUUAAAACUGCUACAUAAAUAUCCUUUCUUUCUGCCGAUGCAGCAGGUCGACAAGGGUGCCAUUCGCUUCGUGCUCAGUGGUGCCAACAUCAUGUGCCCGGGUUUAACUUCUCCGGGGGCUAGAAUGACAACUGUGGAUAAAGGUCAGGUGGUAGCAGUUAUGGCGGAGGGCAAGGAGCAUGCUCUAGCGAUUGGCACCACAUCGCUUUCCACUACUGAUAUAGCUAAAGUGAACAAAGGCGUAGGCAUAGAAAACUGCCACUAUCUGAACGACGGUUUGUGGCAAAUGAAACCAGUGAAGUAG
Messenger RNA from Arctia plantaginis, 582 nucleotides. The record is from the annotation of a GenBank genome assembly. NCBI's taxonomy places the organism in Eukaryota, Metazoa, Arthropoda, Insecta, Lepidoptera, Erebidae.